AUGUCGACCAUUUUCGCGGACGUCACAUCUGGUCGUUUGUCGGAGGACGACUUCGUGAUAGUCAUAGGCAAGAUCAUGCUCUACUUCCUCUACCUGGCAAUUGGCGAGCUCGUUGGAAGCUAUGCGAUGUGGAUUGGCUUCACGCUUGGGGGCCAGAGCAUCUGCGCCAGAAUGCGUCGUAGCCUUUUGGUGUCGGUGUUCCACCGAGGAGUCUCAUUCCUAGAUAAGGCUGGCACGGUACAUGUCAACACUCUACUUGGCGCCGACGCUGAUGCAGUGAACGAUGCCAUCUCGAGCAAACUCGGACGGGUCAUUGCUGCUACAUCGAGUGUGCUCGUUGCUUUUGCUGUCUCUUUCGCGAGAUCAUGGCUACUGACGCUCAUCCUGGGCAGCGGUGUUCUGGCUCUCGCUGUGGCAGCCUUCGUCGGUACCCUCUUCGUCUCCAGAUUUACAAAGCGGUCCUCUGCCGCCUUAGCUGAAGCGAAUUCUGUGGCCGAAGAAACAAUCAGUGGUAUCGUGUGCGCCAUGACCAACGGCGCAGAAUCGAUUCUUGCCACGCGAUACCAGAACAGUCUCUCCAGAUGCUACAGGCCCGCCAUCUUCGCGCGAAUAGCUGGCGACAUCAUGGCAGCUGUCAUUAUGACUAUCGCUCUGAGUUUGUUUGGAUUGGCGUUUUGGCGCGGCUCUCGAUACUACUUCGAUGGUCAAACUGGCUUUGCAGAUGUUUUGACCGUGCUUCUAGCUGUCCUAACGGGAACCUCAACCCUUGGACUGAUCGGCCCCAAUGCGCAAGCUGUUUCUGCUGGGGCAACGGCUGCACGGCGGCUCUUGGAUGCCAUGGCGAAGCCAUACACAAUAGACUGCAUGUCGAUGGCAGGUACCACGCCCAUAAAGAUUUCAGGCAAAAUUGAAUUCGACAGAGUUGACUUCGCCUAUCCCACCAGGCCCAAUGUCAAAGUCCUCACUGGCUUCAGUCUGAGUAUACCAGCUGGCAGUACCACAGCGCUCGUUGGCGCAUCAUGCUGUGGUAAGAGCACCAUUGUUAAGCUUCUGCAACGCUUUUAUGAUCCAUCCCACGGCACAAUUUUCCUUGACGGCCGGCCAUUGACGUCGUUGAGUUUGCGAUGGUUGAGAGAGAACAUGGCUGUUGUGCAUCAAGACACAGAUCUGUUCAACGCUUCUGUAUACGACAACAUCCGGUACGGCCUAUUCCGAUCAAGGGAGACUCUCACGAACCAGCAAGAGCGGGACAAAAUCAUGGAUGCCGCCGAAGCUGUUGGCCUACAUCACAUCAUCAUGAGUAUGCCGGAUGGCUAUCAAACCAGUGUUGGAGAGAAAGGGUCGAGACUCUCCGGCGGUCAACGGCAGAGGCUGGCGAUGGCGCGCGCUCUCGUCAGCGGUUGUAAAGUCCUACUUCUCGACGAGGCGACUUCCGCCUUGGACACAGUUUCAGAACGCUACAUCCAGGAAGCCAUGGCUGCUUUUGGCAAGGACAGAACUGUGAUUAUCAUCGCACAUCGCCUGUCAACCAUCCAAAACGCAGAUAACAUCGUAGUCAUGACGCCAGAUGGCAUAGCGGAACAAGGACGAUAUGACGAUCUAGUCAGACGCAAGAGUGCUUUCUCCAGACUGCACAAUAUGGAGAUCGUCGACAGGGAACACCUGAGCUGCCGAGGAGCGCUGGAACGCCGCCAGACACAUGACCCAACUAUUACCGCACAGAGUAUGAGUACUGCUGGUCCAUCAGAUGGCGAAUCUUCCGGGCAGCUCCUGUCCGGAUCGCGCGCAAGUCUCGAAGAAGAGUCGCGUCAGCAUAGGGCCUGCUAUGCUUCAUCAACAACCGCUUCAGCGAGUGAUAUUUGGCGAUUGCUGAUCCGGCUGAACACGGGCAAAUGGGGUCUCGCAACCUUUGGUCUUCUGUGGGCCGUCAUCUCUGGAUGUGCACCCACCGUCCAUGCCUUCCUUUUCGCAAACGCUGUCUUGGUCUUCGGCAAGCUAGAAUCUGACAAAGACGAGUAUUUUCGAAAGGUGGAUUUCUGGGCAGCACUACAGGUGGGAUUUGCCUGUGCGCAAGGAAUCGCUUCCACCAUGCGAUCAACACCCCUGGCGAUCUGCUCUGAGGACAGCCUGGCUAAGGCCCGAACGCAGGCGCUCGACCAUAUACUGCGUCAAGACAUGGCAUUCUUCGCCGCCGAAGGUGGUACCUCAAAACUCACCUCAUUCGUCUCCACCACAAUUGGCGAGUUGGACGGCCUUAGUGUCUCCUCCAUGUCUACCUGGGUAGGUGGAUUGAUCGGCCUCGUAUCCGCUGUCGCGAUGUCGAUAGGUCUGCAUUGGAAACUCGCUCUAGUCUACACCUCGGCAGUGCCAUUUCUACUGGCUGCGGGAUAUGUGUAUGCCGCUUUUGCCAGCAAACGGGAGCAAAAAGCCCGCCAGUGGUCUCUGGAAGCUGCGGUUCUGGCCUGCGAGUCUGUGGACUGUUUGAGUACCGUUGUCUCCCUUGGCCUCGAGCAGUACAUGGAAGACCGCUUCUGGCAACCAUUGGUGACACAAUCGAGAAGGCGGGUACGGAAAGAUCACCUCUCGUGUGGUAUCUAUGCUCUAUCCCAGGCGGUGGUAUAUCUCUGCCUGGGCGGAGCUUUGUACUACGGCGGCAGGUUGAUCGCCGCUGGCGAAGUCUCCAUGCUAGACUUUUACAUUUGUUACAUUGCCGUCGUGGUUAUCACGCCAGCGGCCGGCGCCUGCUUCAAUUUGUUGCCUGAUAUCCGGAAGGCAUCAAACGCAUGUGGACUUCUUCUGGCCUUGCUCGCUAGGCAACCCACUAUCGAUCCUACCAAGGGACCUGAAAUUCCAGUGCCAGCAGGAGGCGUGAAACUCACACUCGACGACGUAUACUUUCGCUACCCAACCAGCGAAGAAGCGUAUGCGUUGCUGGGUAUUGAUAUCAACGCUCGCCCUGGCCAGUACAUCGGUCUAUGCGGACCUAGCGGCGGUGGGAAGAGUACGAUCUUGUCACUUAUCGAGCGCUUCUACGACCCGCAGCGCGGGUCGAUACUCAACAACGGCAUCGACAUUCGAUGCAUGGGCGUACGAAGUCAUCGGAAGUGCAUAGCUCUCAUCACGCAAGAGACGACGCUAUUCUCUGGCAGCAUUAGAGAGAACCUCCUCCUUGCUUCCCCCUCUGCCACCAAACAGCAAAUACAAGAAGCAAUCAACGCAGCCGCUCUGGGCGAAUUCGUUGCCUCGUUACCAGAAGGCCUGGAUACUGCAGUCGGGCAUCGCGGCCUUUCGCUUUCUGGUGGCCAGCGGCAAAGGCUCGCCAUCGCGCGCGCUUUACUCAACGACUCGCCAGUCCUCCUGCUCGACGAAGCGACCUCGUCCCUAGACCGCGUCUCAGAGCUCAUGGUUCAGUCAGCCAUUGAUUAUGCCUCUCACGGCCGCACAACUAUUGCCGUUGCACAAAGGCUGAGCACGAUUCAACAUGCUGACUGGAUAUAUGUGAUUGAGCACGGCCGAGUCGUUGAGCAGGGAACUCAUCGCGACUUGAUGCGUGCCGAUAUGAUGUAUGCGAAUUUGGUUCGGAUGCAGCACUCAUAG
Molecule: messenger RNA, 3597 nt
Organism: Zasmidium cellare ATCC 36951
Lineage: Eukaryota; Fungi; Ascomycota; Dothideomycetes; Mycosphaerellales; Mycosphaerellaceae
Exons: 5
Coding region: 1-3597 (1198 amino acids)
Biological process (GO): transmembrane transport
Cellular component (GO): membrane
Molecular function (GO): ATP hydrolysis activity; ATP binding; ABC-type transporter activity
Source: RefSeq, a predicted model, not a curated record